AUGAAUCCCUGUUCUAAUACUACAUCGCUUACAUUGAAGAAAACGUUGAGAUUCGACCCUCGUUAUCCAAAUCAAAAUCAAACCCGUGCCUGCUACGAUAAUUACUGCGAUUAUUUCAAGUGCCGACGUCUACUAAAGCAAGACGAUGAUUGUGAAAUUUUUAAAAAUUACUAUGAGACACUCUGUCCGAAAGACUGGGUAUCACACUGGAAUGAACAAAGGAAGAAAAAUGCCUUCCCAGGACCACUUUAA
This is a messenger RNA of Arctia plantaginis, 252 nucleotides long. NCBI's taxonomy places the organism in Eukaryota, Metazoa, Arthropoda, Insecta, Lepidoptera, Erebidae. The record is from the annotation of a GenBank genome assembly.